UGCUCCUAAACGUAAAGUUGUAGCGGGGUUGCAGGUUGUAGCAGCCGCGCAUCGGGUGCACGAUGUGUGAAGAGGUUGUGUAGCAUUGUUUUCAUGUCUUUCUUAUGUCUUACGAUCAUAUUGAAGCAAAGCACGGUACAGGCAACUGACUGAGGCGCUAUGGAUCUCACGAAAAAGCUGCGAUCACUGGUCGGAAAACAGGGGCAGCUGCCAGCACAGGACACGUCAAGCGCUACAACGGGAACUCCUGAGCCGCAAGCAACCAUUCCUAGGCUCAAGCCCAGUGGGGAGCUGCCAGCCGACCCAAAUGAAGAGGAGGAGGUCUUGUCAUGCAUUGAGGCCAUCUACUGCUCACCCGAAGGGGAGUUUGACGCUAGUGACCAUGAGCUCAAGAAGCUGCCUGAAGAACUGGACCUGGCUGCCAUCCAGCUAGUGCGUAAAGUCCUCCGCAGACAACUGGCAGUGGUGUCCAAGCGAGUAUCAGACCUGAUCCUGCAGAACCAGUCCUGGUAUACGCUAGAGCUCCAGCGAGUCACGGAGCUGCAGGACAGUCUUGAUGAGGCCUGCUCUGUGUGCAUCCGAGGUCGUAGGAGCCUGGCAUGCAGCCAGCACGAGCUGACGGUGUCCAGCCUGGGCCUCCUGGCUGCCUGCCGCAGGCGUCAGCAGCUGUUGGGCUUGUUGCGCUCCCUGCACCUGAUCAAGGCUCUGCAAGAAACUGAUGUCAGGCUUCGGGAACUGCUCGAGGAGGAGGACUACCCAGGUGCAAUCCAGCUGGGAUUGACGUGUCACAAAGCAGCCAGCACCUUUCGGCACUACCAGUGUGUUGGGGAGCUCAGUGCCAAGCUGCAGGAGACCCUGGAGAUGACUGAGGAGCAACUUGAUGUGGCACUGUCACGCCUGUGUGUCCAGUUCGACAAUGACCACUACUGUCGCUUGGAUGCUGCUUACCGACUGCUUGGCAAGACACAGAUGGCCGCCCACCAGCUGCUGAUGCACUUCUCGAGCGCAGUGCACAGCAGUGCUUUGGUCGUGGUGAAGAAUCAUGCCACUCCUGGGGACAACACAAGGCCGCCAGACCUGCACAAGGCACAGUACAUCGACCUCUGCAAGCUGGUUCCUGCAGAGAGGUUUCUGGGCUGCCUGGUGGACCUAUGCCAGGCACUGUGGCAAGUGAUGUGCAGCUACCGGGCUCUCCUCAGCUGGCACCGGGAUCGAGAGCCUGCUGGAGAGAGCCUGCUGAGCGAGGAUAUUCAGGCCCGCUUUGUAAUCGAGAAGCUCCGUGAGGGGUUGCAGCGGGUGUGGCAGGACAUCCAGAAGAAGGUCACCCAGUUCCUGCUCGCCUCCAACAUUGCGGGCUUCAAGUUCAACCAGUUCAUUCAGGUGCUGGACAUCGUGCGCAGGUUGAUGGACAUUGGGCAAGACUUUUGUGGGAGCCAGUCGGAAGAGCUACAGCAGUCUCUGCGACAACAAAGUUUCAACUACUUUAAGGACUACCAUCGGAGCUGCAUGGAGGAGCUGCGAAUGUUCCUGGAGAAUGAGAGCUGGGAGCUGGUGCCUGUGAAACCCUCAUUCUCCAUUCUCCAGCUGCAGGAGCUGCGGUUCCUAAGGCCACCGCCCAGAACCAGUGCACCACCCGGGUCGCCGAGUGGCAGCCGAGCAGAGGCACCGUCUCGCUUGGCUGCUGGUGACGGGCUGCGACUUUUCGAUGCCGCCUGCCAGCCGUUCAUCCUGCAGCCAGAGGAAGAAGAGGAAGACCUGUUUGACGCUGUUGCCUCCAGCCCUGCUGAUGGACCUGGCAUUGCAGAGGUGGACUCUGAUGAUUCAGACGUUCCUGAGGAGCUGAAGCGGGACUACGUUGAUGAAAUGACCGGCGAUGCUCCCCAGCGGAAGCAGCCCAGGCCCAGCACUCUGGCAGCCAGCGGCAGCAGCCCUUUUGUCACCAACACGAGCCUCAAUGUCUUGCGUCAGUUUGGGAAGUACAUGAAGAUGAUGGAUGUACUGAACACCAUUGCCUUUGAUGUGUUCCUGUGCAUGUCGCAGCUGUUCAACUACUACCUCUAUGCGGUGUACAUAUUCUUUGCCAAGGAAAUGAGUGACUUCCGGGAGAAUUCCCUAAGUGUCAAGGCUCAGAAUGCACUCCAGAAGAUCCGUGAGGACCUGUGUGAAAGCCCAGACAGUGAGAGCCAGGAGGCCAGCUCUAAGAUCCAGAUUCCACAGCUGUCUCCUGUGGUGGAUCUGACCAGCCCAGAAAAACUUUUUGGCCUGGCACCUCGUGUUGUGGCUGCUGAGUCCCUGCAGUUCCUGGCCGAGCAGUUCGUGUUUCUGGCACCACACUUAGAAGCCUUGCUGCACAGCAGCAAGCGUUCCUGUGUCCAGGCACACCUCCAGACGGUGUCACUGUCAGCUGAGCUGCGGCAGCCAACGUACAUGACGGUCGCAGCCCGUGCCAUCGGCUAUGAACAAGUCCUCUCACUUAUGGAGCGUGCCCGUUGGGAUGUGCAUGAGAUCAUGUCUCAGCACAGCUACUACGUGGAUGUCCUUGUCCGGGAGUUGCAGCUGUUCCUGAUGCGCCUCUCGGAAGUGGCCAAGCAGAUCCCUCUGCCAUCAGAGGCAACAGAAAUUCUCUGGGAGCAUGCCAUACGCAUAGCCCACCGUACCUUCAUCGAAGGCUUCUCCCAGGCAAAACGCUGCACCCCGGAGGGCCGUGCACAGAUGCAGCUGGACCACCAGCAGUUUGUAAGCAAAGUGGAGAAGCUGCGCGAGCAACGCCAGCCCCUGCCAGACAAGGAGCUGGUCGAGGCAUACAUCAAGGCCUACUACCUCAUGGAGCGCAGCCUGCGUGACUGGAUCGUCGCCCACUCCAAGGACUAUUCGACCAAGCAGCUGAUUGGCCUGGUGAACUGCAUCAGCCAUCUGAACAAGAAAGGGCGUCAGGGGCUACUCAAUCUCAUCGAGGAGAUCGCCGCAUCACCACCCCGAAAGUGACCAUGGGUGUUCUCUGCCUCUCUCUGUACAGUUACUAACAACUUUCACAAUAAAAUCAAAACGUGCAAUUUUC
Dermacentor andersoni is the source of this 3058-nucleotide messenger RNA. It is a transcript of the gene Vps50, whose product is annotated as vacuolar protein sorting 50. The record is from RefSeq and is a predicted model, not a curated record. Lineage: Eukaryota; Metazoa; Arthropoda; Arachnida; Ixodida; Ixodidae. Gene Ontology annotation, cellular component: EARP complex. Gene Ontology annotation, biological process: endocytic recycling; retrograde transport, endosome to Golgi. Gene Ontology annotation, molecular function: SNARE binding.